AGGGAGGACACUGCAACCUACGUGAAUAAUUGAUAGUGCAAGGAAAGGAGAGCAGCUGGGUUCCCUGUCUCCAUCUGCUCACCAGCUGGGGAUGAGAGAUCCUUGCUCAGGAGGUCUGAGGAGGCGGUGCAGGGUUUUAGUGAUGUUAUAGAUUCUCCCACUGAAGACUUUCCAUGUGUCCUCACUCCUGCUGUCCCCAACAAGACUGUGGACUUGUUUGAGAUGAUUGAAAAAAUGCAGGGGAGUCGUCUGGAUGAACAAAGAUGUUCCCUUCCAGCUCCUCUCAAGACAGAAGAGGAGUAUAUUCCUUAUCCCAGCAUCCAUGAGGUUUUACAGAAAGGGUGGCCAUAUCCUCUCAUUAUCCUACCCCAGUUUGGGGGCUACUGGAUUGAAGGGACCAGCCACAACCUCUCCAGCUCGAGUCCAACUCUGUCUGAUGUACCCUUUUCCUGGAGUGGUAAAGUGAAACUGGAAAGUGACCCUACAGCCAAGCUGUACCGCAAACAUUUUCUGGGAAAGGAGCACCAGAACUUUUACUCCAGUGACAUGUCCUUGGGCUACCUAGUACUUUCUGUGAAGUAUGAACAGAUUGAGAAACAGGAAAAUCUACGCCUGUUGCUGAGGACUCGUACUGGCACCAAACAUGAUCUAAUUCCCAUUUCCUGUCUGAAUGAGUUUCCCAAUGCUGUUCAGAUGGCAAAGCUACUGUGUGAGGAUGUGAAUGUUGAGCGCUUCUUUCCUGUCCUCUAUCCCAAGGCCUCACAGCUUAUUGUUGCAUUUGAUGAACACGUCAUAAGCAAUAACUUCAAAUUUGGGGUCAUCUACCAAAAGCCUGGACAGACAACUGAAGAAGAGGUCUUCAGUAACACAGUAGAGAGUCAGGGUUUCCUGGAGUUCCUGGAUUUCCUUGGUGACAAGAUUCAGCUGCAGGAUUUCCGUGGGUUCCGGGGAGGCUUGGAUGUUACCAGAGGUCAAACAGGCACUGAGUCAGUCUAUACAAAUUUCCGGGGGAAGGAGAUCAUGUUCCACGUGUCCACAAAGCUGCCCUUCACAGAGGGAGAUUCCCAGCAGCUUCAGCGGAAGCGUCACAUUGGGAAUGAUAUUGUAGCCAUCAUUUUCCAGGAUGAAAGCACACCUUUUGUCCCUGAUAUGAUUGCUUCUAAUUUCCUACAUGCUUAUGUGGUAGUUCAGCUCACUCAUAGCACCACUGGGGACACUCUCUACAAGGUUUCAGUCACAGCCCGAGAUGAUGUCCCCUUCUUUGGACCGCCUCUGCCAAAUCCAGCCGUAUUUAAAAAGAGUGCAGAGUUUCGUGAAUUCCUUCUGGUCAAGCUCAUCAAUGCCGAGUACAGCUGCUAUCGAGCUGAGAAAUUUGCUAAAUUAGAGGAAAGAACACGGAGUGCCCUCUUGGAGAGCCUUUUUGAGGAGCUGCAGCUUCGCAGCCGCAGCAUGAUGGGAUUACCUGUAGGGGAGGAUGACAAGAUAGAGAAUGGCAGUGGGGGCUUCCUCGAGAACUUCAAGCGGGUGAUCAGAGGCCGCAGCCAGAGCCUGGAUACCAUGGGGAUAUCCAUGAGAAAGCAGCAGCCAGCCACCCUGCCCAGCCGCCCAGCUACAGCUGGCCUUGCCCUCAGCCAGAGUGUCGCCGAGGGCCCUAAGGCCAUUGCUGCGUCUUUUGCCUUGCCUGGUAGGAGCCCAUCACGUACUCGAGCCAGCCGCUUCCACGGGCGACGGAGUAGUGCCAUUGGCAUUGAAAACAUACAGGAGGAAAAGAGAGACACCACAGAGAGGAUACAGAGGGUGUUGGACAGUCCAGGAACUUUCUUUGACCUAAAGUCUGACGGAUCAUCCAGUCCCAGCUCUCCAGAGUUCCCCAGCAGGAAGAGCAAAAUGCUCAGGAGUCAGACUUCAGGAUACUGUGUGAUGCAGCCACUCUCACGUUCAUCAUCCAGUGUAAGCAGUUGUUGUAGUGGAUUGAGGGAAAAUGGAACAUCUGAGGAAGAGGAGAAUGACAGGGAGCUGACGUGCUCACUUAAGGGCCCUCCAAAACAGGAUUCAAUGGUUCAGAGUAUGUGGCUGGAUGACAGUGACUGCACACCCAGUACUUCUAGCUCACCAGGAAGCAGGUUGCUUCCUUCCAGCAGUGUUGCUGGCUCCAGUGGAAAAGGAAAAGGCAGCAAAGCAGAGGCUCAGCACCAUAAUCCAGCCUCCAUUUUGUGCUGUGUGUGAUGUCAGCGCUGGAGCGUGGUCUGCUGCAUGCAGGGUGAGGAGCACAGGGAAACAUGUAAAGGAAAGAAAACCAACCAGGAAAGAAGAAUGUUCACUCUGCAAGAAGUUUAAUGUCAGUCUUUGAUCUGUUGAAAGAAAGAAAGCACAUUUGUAUUGGUAAACACCUCACCAGGAUGGUAAUACUGGCAAACCGUGAAAUUCUUCGAAAUUAGAGAUGAGACCAAGCAGUAAAGUUAACUGUUAGAAAGCCAUCUCUCCAUAAAAUUGGAUACAUUCAGAUAAUCACUAAAAAUUGACAUACAUUUUUUUCCUUCCUAUAUAUUUCUCUGGGACUUUUCACAGCUUGGGGCUUGGAACUGGUCCCAGCCAUUUUUCACCUGCAAGACAAACCAGCACAAAAGAGACAGUUAAAAUAUAAUCCAUACAAGUGAUUGGCCGGUCAUUUUUCUGCAGCAGGAUUACUGUUCCUAUUCUUGUGCAGGGUAACUUUUCUGAUGGAAUACAGAUUUGUAUCUUGUUUGGUGUGCUUCAGCCAGCUCCAUAAAUCUUUCACUGUCUAGUCACAACUGAAACUGUACAGAAGAAUUAUUUUCCUCCAUUAUAGAUGAGACAUUCUGCAGGUCAGAGGUAUUCCACACAAGGGAGAAAUCAGUUCUUUUUAUAUUUGUGGGGGCUGGGGGUUAAAGAAAAGUAAAAAAAGGGAGCAAGGCUGUGGAGUCAGAGAAUCAAAAAGAAAAUACGACUAAGUCUUUGGAGUUGAGACUAGAAACCAGGCCACAACAUUCCAGUCAGUAUUAGUGACUACUGUAGUGGGUGUUGGGUACUCUUCUUCCUCACUCUCAUGCUUAUAAAGAAUAUUUUAUAGAAUCAGAAACUCAUCCAGCAAACU
Hirundo rustica (Barn swallow) is the source of this 3115-nucleotide messenger RNA. Its product is annotated as rap1 GTPase-activating protein 1-like. Gene Ontology annotation, molecular function: GTPase activator activity. Bases 223 to 2226 code for a protein of 667 amino acids. Lineage: Eukaryota; Metazoa; Chordata; Aves; Passeriformes; Hirundinidae. Gene Ontology annotation, cellular component: cytoplasm. The transcript is spliced from 24 exons. The record is from RefSeq and is a predicted model, not a curated record. Gene Ontology annotation, biological process: regulation of small GTPase mediated signal transduction; activation of GTPase activity.